Camponotus floridanus (Florida carpenter ant) is the source of this 3110-nucleotide messenger RNA. RefSeq names its product DAZ-associated protein 2. Bases 360 to 914 code for a protein of 184 amino acids. The transcript is spliced from 5 exons. The record is from RefSeq and is a predicted model, not a curated record. Lineage: Eukaryota; Metazoa; Arthropoda; Insecta; Hymenoptera; Formicidae.
UGUGUAAUGUGUAUUGAGGCAGUGUGAGGGAAAUAUACAGACACACAUACGCAUAUCAUCGCGCGUUCACGUACACGUAUACACGCGUAUGCGCGCACACACCACAUACAUACACACACACACACGCACACGACAUAAUACGAAUACAAGUACUCGUCGAGAUAAGCCGUAUACCUCGCCACUUGUUAUUCGAUGGGACGCCGACGUCGACGCGACUCCUGGUGCAAACGGCCCACAGCGCGACCGUGGUGUCGCUUGACCCUAGUGCGUUGAAGCCCAGGCGCCGGCAUGGAUCGCUCGAGUGCCUAGCCCGAGUUGACAGAACAAAUCAAUACCGUACAUCGCGCUGGGCAUACAAAAUGGCCUCCGGAGACUUGUUCAUUCUCUUUCUUCCAAGAGAGAAAGAGAGAGAGACGUAUCCGGUGGCCCCGCAUCCACCGACCGGCUUUGUCCCUGCGCCAACGCAACCCCCAACUUACGGUGUUGCAGGCGCCGCACCCUAUGGAGUAUUUCCCAAUCAACCUCAAUUAUAUGCGACGCAAGGUCCGCCGCCACCGACAUACGAUCAGACCCUUACGCAUCCUAUGAUGUAUCAACCAAUGUAUGGACAGGGAUAUCCUUUGCAAUAUUAUCCACCAGGGUACCCAUUGCAAUAUUAUCCGCCGUUGGCUGCGACUACAGCAUAUUAUCCUGCUAUGCAGCCCGCUCCUGUAAGGCCCACUAUCAUGGUACCUAACGGUUUCGAUGGUACCCGGUUCGAUGGCAUCUCGCAGCCGGUGUUGCCGCCACCACCACCUGGAGUGGCCGCCAAUGCUGCACAAUUGGCCGCGAUGGCUGGUCAUAGCGUAGCCCUAUCGCAAAAGAAGGGUUCGUUCCUAGGAGGAGGAACGGAGGGCGGUUAUACCUUUUGGUAAAUCGUCAAACCACCUCUUGUGUAACAUACAUACAUGUAGAGACACAUGUAUAUUACUCAUACAAUUACAUUAACUGUUGGAAGCGCUGUGUUGUCGAGGCGACGAGAUUAUGUAGGCAACUUCUGGUAGAGCUCCGCUUUUAGGCCAUUGCAUGUGAAAGAGUUUUAGUCUUAGUAAUUAUAAGACUGUAAGCGAACCAACAGUCACUCUACUACCUUGUGAUGGAAUGCUUGACUGUGAUUGUGGUCGAUUACGGUCUUAUGGUUAUGACUAAAAUUUUUUACAUGCAAUAGCUUUCUCUCACUGCUAUUGGAGACAACACAUACACACAAUACACACAUAUAUACACUACAUUAUAUAUAUCGAUAUUUAUUAAUAUUGAUAAAACGUGUGAGCGGACUGAUCACACAUACGACACAUUUGCGCGGGUGUCACACGCGCAAUGCACACGCAUACACAUACACACACACACACAUAAAUACACAGCAGCAACAUACACAUUUAAACAUAAGCAGCAACCGUGAGAGUUCUCACACGAUUCAUCUACGGCGAUAUUUGCGAUCGAUAGAAGCAAUCCAAUGAUCUCAAGGACACCGUCGCCGUCUUGGUGAUCAAUUUGCGUAUUUCAUGUACUAUUGAGCCGAAGAGAAUCGUCUUGGCCGAGAAAGAUUCGGACACAAUGACACUCGUCGAAUACCCUAUAAAGAUAGUUUUUUGAAAGCUCACCGUUCCGUGAAAAUCGGGAUGAAAGCACUACACGAGUUUUGAAGGAUCCAAAGAUCCGAAAGUUUCGAGCCCAAGAUUAUCCGUAAUUAUCGAGAAAAACGUCCGUUAACGGACCAUAGAUCCGAACUAAUGGAAAUUCAGAAUUUCCGCAAUUAAAAUUUUUUAGAAUUCAGAAAGUGCAAAAUAUAUAAUUUGCUAAUGAUCAAAUUUAAAGAAUUGAAGAACAUUUAGACCUAUGGAAUUCCAAGAGGAAUUUGGAGUUUUAAAAGCUUUAGAAUUUCAAUGUGUAUCACACACAAGAAAUUUAUUCUUUUUAGCUGAACUGGAACGGAAUAAAAUGAAAUAGAUAUAUUUAGAAAUUAGAAAAAAAGAAAAAAAGUAUAACAAGUUCUGCUAAAAAGAUCUAUGUACUUGGAGAUUCGAAUUUUCAUAAUGUAAGGUUUUAGAACAUUAACGACAUAAUCUACAGUUGAAUUGUUUAAGGAAAUAAUAAUUGAAAUACUAAUUGAAAAUAAAAAUUGAAAUUUAUGAUUAUUGAUUUUCUCAAGAUUCAAAAUACUCAGAAUCUAGCAUCGGUUAGUAGCUUUCAUUCAAAGAUUCAAAUAUCGAGAAAUGAUUUAUCGAUUAAAUUUGCUUAUAUUUAGUUAUUAGUUGAAAUUUGCUUAUAUUUAGUUAUUAAUUGAAAAGAUAAAAUAUUAAGAAUCUAUGGUCAUAAAUUUCUGAGAAUCUUUAGUAACCUGUGAAAGGAUCCAUGGUAUCGGAGGAUCCGAAAGCUCGAAGCAGUCGUUGUGUCUUUCUUACGAAAAAGAUAUUGCGAGAAUGUUAUUUUACGAACUAACUAGUUAGACCAGGAAAAGAUGGACUAAUGCCAUUGAUGAGAAGCGAUCGAUGUCGCUGCGCUCAUCAAAGCAGAAGGAAAGAAUCAAGAAUAGAGUGCAUGAGCCCAAUGUCGACUAUUGUAGGAAUUCACGUGACAUAUUGCGUUGAUAUUUAUAUUUAAAUUAUUGUUAUUUAAACAAUUUAUUUGCAGACCCUCCUUAGAGACAGAAUCAUCAGUGCAACAUGUUUCAACAAUUAAUUUUGUAUCUGGAGAGACUGUGAGUGAAAAAGAAUGGAGAGGGAGAGAAAAAAAAAAGAAAGAGAAGAAGAAAGAGAGAAAGAAAGAGAGAAAGAAAGAGAGAAAGGGACAAAGAAAGAAUGAGUUUUGUUAUCACGAAAAAGUGUGCAAUAAGCGUAAAUCUAUUGUAAUAAUAAAAAAAAAAACAAUAUUAAUUGAAACUGUGCACUUGUUAUUAGGUUGAAUAAAUGAGUGAGAGAAAUAAAAAGAAAACAGAAUACAUGCGAGUGAGUGAAUGAGUAAAAGUGAGAGUGAGUGAGACAAUAGUGAAUGAAAGAAAACAAUGAAAAUGUAUCACUGCGCAAUGAUCAAUUGUACCAGUUAAUAAAUGCUAUGAUCAUGAAAUUCGUUAA